Messenger RNA from Trichoderma virens Gv29-8, 1389 nucleotides. RefSeq lists its product as uncharacterized. Bases 1 to 1389 code for a protein of 462 amino acids. NCBI's taxonomy places the organism in Eukaryota, Fungi, Ascomycota, Sordariomycetes, Hypocreales, Hypocreaceae. The record is from RefSeq and is a predicted model, not a curated record. The transcript is spliced from 4 exons.
AUGCAGACAUCGGCCGAUGCUCGCACUCAAGUACUCGGUGCCUUCGACAAUCUUCCAGAGAUUUUCUCCGAAACUGAGUCAUUACUGUCAUCAUUUUUGGAGAGCCAGACUGUGAGGAAUGCCGCGAUUGACUUGACGGUGGCUGUUCUUUGUGCUGUUGAAAACACAAUUGCAUUUUUCAGCACCUCGAGAGGAAAGAGAUUGGCCAAAAGUGUCUUUGAAGGCUCCGAAUACAUCAAAGACUUGAAAGAAUCGUUCAAGUCCAUUGAGGAAAAGAUUACCACCCUUCGAACAAAAAGCAGCACCGCGAAUUAUGCGGCCUCUCGGCAACAUAGGCAACGUAUUGAAACGAAGGCUGACUUAAUACAUAAGGAUGUACGACGAACUGAAAAGAAGACUGACUUAUUGCAUAACGAAAUGCUUAGUCUGAUGAAUGAAUAUAGCAAAAAGCAGAGUGCUCAAUUGGCACGAGAGAAAGAAAAGAAUGUGCACCUCCAUGCUGAGAUUGAGAUACUACGCUCCAGAUCACCAAGUCCGAAUGCUCUCAUUUUGGUGCAGCAGCAAGACGAUAUAUCUAAGACAUACCUCGAUGAAAAGGAGCUGCAAAAACUCCUCGAUGUUGAAAAUACGGACGUCGACCUGAGGUUUAUUAACCAGCGAAAGGCUCAUCUUCAGGCCGAAGAACUAUCACGCGCUGAACAACUAGUCAACGACAGGAAAUUCCGCGCUUGGUUCAUGUCGCUCCAGUCAGGAAAGCUCCUUAUCCUGUGGAAUCAAAGCCAGCCAAAAACCCAUGCAGGCAUCUCCCCUAUAUCAGCCUUCUGCGCCUCGCUAGAGCCCAUGUUCAAUUCACACGACCGAUUCAUCUGUCUUACAUGGUUCUGUGGCCUUCAUUCCAAACAUGGAAACGAUGAAGCCCGAGCGAUGCUUGCUAGCCUGAUCAGUCAAUUAUGCCAACAACACUGCUUCGAUUUCGGGCGAGAGUAUGCGGAUACCAACAAAAGGCUUAUAAGAGAACGUGAUCCAAGAGAGCUGUUCACACUCCUCUACCGGCUUAUAAGCUCAUUACCGAGGAACAUCACCCUCGUGAUACUAGUUGAUGAAGCAUACAUCUACGAGCGCGAUGGAUUCCAGGACGAGCUUAGCAUAUUUAAUGAGCUAUUGGAACUGGUAAAUGAAGCAGCGACUCAAAGUGUCAUAAAACUGCUCUUUACAAGCACUCGAAAGGUUACUUUCUUGAACGAAGCGUUCAAGCAGGGAGGGCUAACCCUACAUGUUGAGAACGCAGCACAUCAGAGAGGGGGGCCAUCUAAAAGACGCAUGAGGCGACAGAUGAGACCAGCUUUUGAUGAAAAGGGACUUGGGGAGAAUAAUGAGGAAGGCGAAUAA